CUUUGCGUGUGCGCCACGUAGACUGUGUAUUUUUCAUGCUAGUGUUUUUCGGCUCGGUCACGCAUCUUCGAUUAAAAAUGUUGUAAUAUUCCGUGUAACCCUCCACAGUACGGCUUGAUGAAGCGCAAGUCUACCGGUAAAGUAGACAACAGUAAGACCUACACGGCCGGGAGGUAUAUGAUCGGUCCAGACUUCACCUUCAAGAAGUACCAAGCAGAUUUGCACUUCGUGCAGCUUGAUACUUUCGCAGUUUUCACUAGCGGCAAGCUAGAGGUUAGACUAUCUGCCGCCUUUCAGUUUUACCUACUUCCCGAGGACCUCGGAGAGCUUCACAAGGAAUACGACUUGUUCUCAUAUGCAGGAAAGGGCGAAGUAUCGCUUGUUUUGCUGCCAGUGGGUAUUGAAAGAACGAAGGUGUCUGCAAUUAAAGGCGAAGCAGCUCUUCCCCCUUUAGACGAGUACAUUCGCGUCAAAGUGGAGAAGAUCUUAUUUGAUAAGCUCGUUAGUCGCCUAGAGGGCACCUGCUGCCGGGCAGGGUGUCAACAAAGAGGUACAUGCAAAUCAGGGUGCAAACCACGUGACACAUGCGCAUGUGCAGACAAGGGAUUAUUCCUGGAGGUUCGCUCAUUCCAGCUCCUCUCGGUCUUCAUACCCAAUGACGUCAAGAGUCGUUAUCUGAGUCAGGUGAUCGAGACAGCCAAUGAGGAGAGAGAAACGUUUGUUCAAAGGGAGAAACUUGUCAGAAAAGAAACCGAGAAACUCAUAAAAGACAUCGACAACGAGGCUGCAGUUAUCCUCCAGAAUACCUCGGUCCAGGCCUCACUCGCCAAGAGCCGUGCUACUGCGACUGCGCAACUCCAGGUCGAGGCUGCACGGAAUGCGGGGCUCACGUCAGUCUACCAGAUGCUUGGAAUCACAGCAGAGAAACACAAGGCUUCCUUCAACUACCUCCGCUCGUUACGUAAGAGACAGGACAUGUCAGUUAACGUGGACUACACCACUCUGAUGGCGCGGGGGGACUAGCAGUUUGACUAACGAUGGAGACGUGGUAUAAACAUGUCUCUAAAUUUAUGUUCACGUUUUUUAAAACGUUGGCAGAGCUCUGCCGAGUUUAUGGUAGAAUAAGUCAGCAAUCAAGUUUAGGGACGCUCCUUUUAUAUCUCGGUUUCUGUGCCUCGGCGUCCCAGCACUCGAACUCGAUGCUUAAAGGUCCUGUAAACACCCCGUGGGUCAUUUCUGGGAUAUAAUAGAAAAUCUGGCGUAGAAUACGAAUAUCGACAGCUCAGAAUAUUUCCUUUUCUGGAAACACUUUUUUGUUUUGACAUUCGAGGCAUCAAAACAUUGAAACAACCAAUCACAGAUCAAAUUGUAAGAUGACGUCAUAACACUCGCUGGACCUAAGUAAAGAAAACAUGGCGGCCAUAGAGAGACGAGAAUAAGAGCAUGAAACAAAAUCUUUCUGCUUUUUGGUAGGGUUUUUAGACGUAUCAAAACAAGACUUGUAGAAAAGCCUUUGGGUGCAAAGAUGUGGUAAAAAUUUAUAUUUCGAAUGGCUAUGUUCGGUGGGAAAGUCCAAUUCGCUAAAGUCAAUAGAUGACGGUGAGGAUGAUGGUCAUCACGAUUGAAUUACAGCUUGGAAGCGUAAUUAUACUGGAAUUCGAAGGCACACUUAGUGGUGGACAAGCAGGCAUGGAUUCUUGACCCUGGAGUUGACUAUUCAGUACUGCAAAUGGUUUUCGUCGCGUCCUCCGAAGCUCAUAAUGCAUGCAUAAGUACAUGCCUUACGGUGUGUUGUGUUUAGUCUCAAUAUAAGUUAUAUAUGCAGCCCGUCCGAGUUUGUCGGUCGAUCAUGAACAUUCAGUAUUCAAAUUGCCUUGUGCAGGCGCUGUUAAAAGCUGAAUGGGGUCUAGAAUUUUUCAAAGGUGCUUCAAUUUAUGAAAACUAUUACAAUAGCUUUGUGCUUAAAAAGGAUUGGACCACAGAACCACACCUGGAUCAGCCACUGCAGAAAAUUACUUGACACAUACAGUAUUUCAUAUUUGUUCUAAUGACUUAAUAGAGGUAUAAGCUUAAAUCAUCUCAUCUCCUACACACAAAAAGCAUGUGGUACACAGAAAUCAAAUAAAAUCAAUCAUAAUAUCAAAUAAAACAAAUAGAAGACA
Nematostella vectensis (starlet sea anemone) is the source of this 2162-nucleotide messenger RNA. RefSeq lists its product as uncharacterized. NCBI's taxonomy places the organism in Eukaryota, Metazoa, Cnidaria, Anthozoa, Actiniaria, Edwardsiidae. The record is from RefSeq and is a predicted model, not a curated record. The coding region runs from base 118 to 1023 and encodes 301 amino acids. The transcript has 4 exons.